AUGGGAAUUGAUCCUCAAACUCACAAGCCCAUUUCUCCACCAAAUUCCGAUGGCACCCAUUUGCCCCAAAAGGAGCAGAAGCACCAAAAGCCACCAAAGAAGCAGCUGCCGCCGCCGGAAGAAGCGAAGAAAGAUGACGACAAAGAGGCGGUGGUGGUGGCGGUGGCGGCCGACGACGGAACCAGCAUGAUGGAGGAGUUGAUGGUUGAUGGGUUCUGCACAGAAGAAGUUCCUGUAAUUGAUCAUGAAAUUCUAGUCCCUUGUGCUUCAUCUUCAUCGCCCACUUCAACUUCUUCAACUUCUUAUUCAUGUUCUUCUUCUUCUUCAUCUUCAAACUCAGAAUUGGCAGCAGCCAACAGCUUGCUUCAGGACUUGAUGGAAUAA
Molecule: messenger RNA, 384 nt
Organism: Momordica charantia (bitter melon)
Lineage: Eukaryota; Viridiplantae; Streptophyta; Magnoliopsida; Cucurbitales; Cucurbitaceae
Source: RefSeq, a predicted model, not a curated record